AUGUCCGUCGACCUUGAGCCGGCGGAGCUCGGGUUCAAGCGCCCCUUCAACCAUGAAGUCUCUCAAGUUCUCCGCCUACACAACCCAAGCAGUGACCCCGUUGCCUUCAAAGUCAAGACCACCGCACCAAAACAGUACUGCGUCCGCCCCAACUCCGGCCGCAUUGAAGCCGGCCGCGCCGUCGAAGUGCAAGUCCUCCUCCAAGCAAUGAAAGAGGACCCACCACCUGACGCCCGCUGCCGCGAUAAAUUCCUCGUCCAAACCGUCACCGUCCCCUCCGACCGCGAAUUCACCACCGUCACGCAGAUAUGGAGUACCGUCGAGCAGAGCGCCAAGAGCAGCAUCCAAGAGAAGAAGAUCCGCGUCAACUUCCUCCCCGCCGAAGGCACGGUAGGUCCAGCAGUAACCACAAACGGCAUUGCCUCGUCCCAGCACCAUGACGAGGAACCACCGGCAUACUCGAGCCCGGUCUCAACCAUGACGCCGCAGCGAGAUUUCAAGCCCAGCGGACCCAUCUCCACGCCUUCGGACAAACCCGCAGGCGCGACGCACAGAGGCGAAGCGGUUGACAGCGCUCACAACCCCGCCAUGUCGCAGACAUCAAUUCAGAGCACCACUUCCGCCAUGUCCAACCAGCUCAGCUCGACCGCCGCAGCAAUCACUUCAGCCAUUCCAACUUCACAGGCCGACCUGCAAAAGCAGCUCGAUGCCGCGAACGCGCAGAUCAAGUCACUGCAGCAGCAGGCGACGGAAGGUCUGCGCCAGCGGAACAUCAUCUCCGGGGAUGAGAAGAAGGCUGCCGAUGGGUCGUCCUCGACUACGACGACGAGUCUGCAGAAUCGGCCUGCGCCGGGAGGUGUGCCGGUGCAGUAUGUGGCGUUGUUGUGCUUGGUUUGCUUUUUGCUUGCGUACUUUCUCUUCUGAGGCAGUCACAGAGAGAGUCAGGAUGAGAGUGAGGGAGUGAGGGAGAGGUUAUAUGACAAAGACCGACUUCCAGAGUGGCAAGCCGGAUUGCCCUUUUGUUACGUCUAGGCUGAUACAGAGGGCUCCACAUUACGACUAGGCUACCGAAACGGUUUGAUGGCGAGACUGUUGCGCUAGGCUAGGCUGCCCUCUGCCGUGAUAUGCAGACGACGCUCGCCCAUUGGUGCGGCUCUGGUUAUGCUGGGCGUUCGCAGUAGGUCAGAGUGAGGAUGGG
This is a messenger RNA of Baudoinia panamericana UAMH 10762, 1198 nucleotides long. RefSeq lists its product as uncharacterized. The transcript is spliced from 3 exons. The record is from RefSeq and is a predicted model, not a curated record. Gene Ontology annotation, cellular component: endoplasmic reticulum membrane; plasma membrane. Gene Ontology annotation, biological process: endoplasmic reticulum membrane organization. NCBI's taxonomy places the organism in Eukaryota, Fungi, Ascomycota, Dothideomycetes, Mycosphaerellales, Teratosphaeriaceae. The coding region runs from base 1 to 924 and encodes 307 amino acids. Gene Ontology annotation, molecular function: FFAT motif binding.